UGACCCGUUUCGAAGGCGCAGUCUCUCUUGUUGCGACGAUUGCGAGCUCAGUGAGACUGAUUUUGAUCUCUACAGGCCUCUCCUCUCUCUCCAUCAAUUCCCUCAUCCUGGCACUGCCUGUCGGCACAGGAGAUUGAGAUUUUGGGAGCUGAAAGUGGCGCAUCGCCAUGGCAGCCUGCCUGUGUACCAAGCUCUCAUUCAAUCCCUGUUUAUCUUCUUCUUCUUCUACCGUUCGCGGCACGAAAGCAUUGCCUCUUGCUGCUAAUUCUCAACAAGAAUGUGUCUCGUUUACCGUCAAUGCCACACCUCGACGAGCCGGAAGUGACAGGAGGCGAGGGCUUGUGAUGAGUUCCCUUGAAUCGACCUCGCCCGUGGAAGAAUCGGAGGAGGUAGCCCUGCGGAUUCGUGAGCAGAUGAUGUUAGAGAAAGUGGCUCAGAAGUAUCAUUUGGAAGCGAGGGUGGACGUUGAGGAGCUGUUUGAUGAAGUCGAUUAUGCUCAGAUCAAUGCAUUUGCAGAUCGGCCCUUUUCUGGAAAUCCAGCAGCUGUAUGCUACCUACCUUAUCCAAGGAGCGACAAAUGGAUGCAAGUGGUUGCACGUGAGUUCAACCUUGCCGAGACUGCAUUUCUGGUGAAGAGAAUUAAUCCCCCGAGCGACGAUAAGAAACCGAAGAAGCGCAAAGGCCUAGUGCAAGUAGAUGAAAGCGGCAAAAAGCUUAAAGCUGUGAAAUCGUUCACUCCAGCACCUGCUGACAAUGAGUUCGAUUUACGCUGGUUUACGCCGAUGACUGAGGUUGACCUUUGUGGUCAUGCAACAUUGGCAUCUGCACAUUUAUUAUUCUCAUCAGGGAUAGUGGACGGAAAUACAGUAGUGUUUCACACAAAGUCAGGUAUCCUGAAAGCGAACAAGGUUAGUGGUUAUCAGGAGUUUGAUGGACCACCACCAGACGAAAGAGACCCUAAACCUGCCAAGAGAAGACAACCAUCUGACAAGGGCGUGGUUGAACUAGAUUUUCCUUCGUCACCGCCUACCGCCUGCAGUGACUCGUCCCUUCUUUCGGAGGCUUUAGGUGGGGUCGAGAUCAGAUGGGUUGGGAGAAGUGACGUGGGUGAUUAUCUGGUAGAGCUGCAAUCCAGUGAGGAUGUAGAGAAUUUGAACCCCAACUUUGAAAAGAUGGUGGACUUCCCUGGUCGCGGUGGUGUAAUAGUUACAGCCUUGGCAGCUGCAAAUACUGAGUAUGACUUCAUAUCGCGCUUCUUCUGUCCUAAAAUGGGAAUUAAUGAGGAUCCAGCAACGGGAAGUGCACAUUGCGCUCUGGGACCGUACUGGUCAUCCAAAUUGAAAAAAACUGAAUUGAAUGCAUACCAAGCAUCAGAACGGGGAGCUAAAUUCCUUGUCCGUGUGGAUGAGGAGGCAGGACGCUGCUAUUUACAAGGUGGCGCUUUUUUGGUCAUGGCUGGAACUCUCCUCGGUGGAUCUCUUCAGUAUUCGAAGUAGUUAUCCAGUCGCUACUGUUGAGAAUAGAACUCUUUAAGUAGUUGCUAAUGGUCAUUAGAGUACAAGUGUUGUUAAGGAUAUCCCAUAAGGUAGGGUGCUGGUCUAUAGUACAUUAGAGUACAAGGGGAGGGCUGGUCCUAGGAGAUAUUCCAUAUGGAUUGUAGCUUUUGGUACCUUGGUACCAGUAUAUAAGGAAAGGGUUGGCAUGGGAAGAAUUAUCUCAUACCACACUCUAUUUGUUAUAGUGC
This is a messenger RNA of Physcomitrium patens, 1744 nucleotides long. RefSeq lists its product as uncharacterized. Lineage: Eukaryota; Viridiplantae; Streptophyta; Bryopsida; Funariales; Funariaceae. Gene Ontology annotation, cellular component: cytoplasm. The record is from RefSeq and is a predicted model, not a curated record. Gene Ontology annotation, molecular function: isomerase activity. Gene Ontology annotation, biological process: biosynthetic process.